UGGUCUGUGUUCAUCUUUCAUCUGCGCCGCGUUCUCAAAGUUUGCUCACGAUCAAAAGCUUCUCCGAUCUUCCUCGCCUGAAAAGGUUUCGUCUUUACUAAGCUAUGGCUGGGAAAGCUGCAGAAAGUGUGGCAAAGACAGUGACAGGGUUUCAAUAUCCAUGGAGGGCGAAACUCGAUAAAUACAGGACCGAGCUGACCAAAGGCGUGUGGGGUUACUGGGAGAUGGGAGCAUGGAAACCGUUGGGGAUAAGCGCUCGUAGGAGAGCGAUGCUGAGGAAAGAAGUGUUGACAAAUGGAGAAGACUGGCCUUACGAUCCAGAGAGAAAAGCGAUGAGGACAAAGAGGAAAGGGCAUAAAUGCGACAGAAUCUCAGCUGAGAAAAGGGAGAACACGGUGAAACUUAUGCAGAAGAUGCCUCAGAUGCUACUUGAUUACAAGAAGAGAAGGUGGGAUAAGAAGAUGAAGGAAGAAGAGAAAGCUAAAGAAGACAAGUGAUUGAUCCACCGAUGAGAUUAUUACUGUUCGUCUUGGCUGAAUGAAAUUGAAUAAUCAUAACUCUUGUUGUUUCAUAGUUAUGCAAUCUUGGUGGCAAUUGGGAUAUGAGAGCUCAUCUUUGCAUUUGUACUGGUCUUUUUGUUUGAUGGAACCUAAGCAUUGUUGUCGUUAGAAUCGAAUGACUGUAAAAAGAAAUGGUUUAUGAAAUUACUAGAUUACGCAUUUACACG
Molecule: messenger RNA, 727 nt
Organism: Capsella rubella
Lineage: Eukaryota; Viridiplantae; Streptophyta; Magnoliopsida; Brassicales; Brassicaceae
Exons: 2
Coding region: 105-497 (130 amino acids)
Source: RefSeq, a predicted model, not a curated record